UGUUGGGCAUCAGUCAUGCUAACCAAUGGAAAAGAACAGGUGAUCAAGUCCUGUGUAUCCCUCCCAGAAUUAAAUGCUCAAGUCUUCUGCCAUAGUUCCAACAAUGUUACCAAAACUGAGUGCUGCUUCACAGAUUUUUGCAACAAUAUAACACUGCACCUUCCAAAAGCAUCACCAAAUGCCCCCAAACUUGGACCCAUGGAGCUGACUGUUGUUAUUAUUGUGCCUGUUUGCCUGCUGUCCAUAGCUGCCAUGCUGACAGUAUGGGCGUGCCAAGGACGACAGUGCACCUACAGAAGGAAAAAGAGACAGAAUGUGGAGGAACCACUAUCUGAGUGCAAUCUGGUAAAUGCUGGCAAAACUCUCAAAGAUCUGAUUUAUGAUGUGACUGCCUCUGGAUCUGGCUCUGGUCUUCCUCUGUUGGUUCAAAGAACAAUUGCGAGGACGAUUGUACUUCAGGAAAUUGUGGGAAAAGGUAGAUUUGGUGAGGUGUGGCAUGGAAGAUGGUGCGGGGAGGAUGUGGCUGUCAAGAUAUUCUCCUCCAGGGAUGAAAGAUCUUGGUUUCGUGAGGCAGAAAUUUACCAGACUGUUAUGCUGCGACAUGAAAACAUCCUUGGCUUCAUUGCUGCUGACAACAAAGAUAAUGGAACUUGGACUCAACUUUGGCUUGUAUCUGAAUAUCAUGAACAAGGCUCCUUAUAUGAUUAUUUGAAUAGAAACAUAGUGACAGUGGCUGGAAUGAUAAAACUGGCACUUUCAAUAGCUAGUGGUCUAGCUCACCUCCAUAUGGAGAUUGUUGGUACACAAGGUAAACCUGCUAUUGCUCAUAGAGACAUAAAAUCGAAGAAUAUCUUAGUGAAAAAAUGCGAAACUUGUGCCAUAGCAGACUUGGGCUUGGCUGUGAAGCAUGAUUCAAUCCUGAACACUAUAGACAUUCCUCAGAAUCCUAAAGUGGGAACCAAAAGGUAUAUGGCUCCUGAAAUGCUUGAUGAUACAAUGAAUGUGAAUAUCUUUGAGUCCUUCAAACGAGCUGACAUCUAUUCUGUUGGUCUGGUUUACUGGGAAAUAGCCCGGAGGUGUUCAGUUGGAGGAAUUGUGGAGGAGUACCAGUUGCCUUAUUAUGAUAUGGUGCCUUCAGAUCCUUCAAUAGAGGAAAUGAGGAAGGUUGUUUGUGACCAGAAUCUCCGACCAAGUAUCCCAAACCAGUGGCAAAGCUGUGAAGCACUCCGAGUCAUGGGGAGAAUAAUGCGUGAGUGCUGGUAUGCCAAUGGGGCUGCCCGCCUGACUGCCCUCCGUAUUAAGAAGACCAUCUCUCAACUUUGUGUCAAAGAAGACUGCAAAGCCUAA
This is a messenger RNA of Lepus europaeus (European hare), 1347 nucleotides long. It is a transcript of the gene ACVR1C, whose product is annotated as activin A receptor type 1C. NCBI's taxonomy places the organism in Eukaryota, Metazoa, Chordata, Mammalia, Lagomorpha, Leporidae. Gene Ontology annotation, cellular component: plasma membrane; activin receptor complex. The transcript has 8 exons. Gene Ontology annotation, molecular function: activin receptor activity, type I; ATP binding. Gene Ontology annotation, biological process: activin receptor signaling pathway; nervous system development; cellular response to growth factor stimulus. The record is from RefSeq and is a predicted model, not a curated record. The coding region runs from base 16 to 1347 and encodes 443 amino acids.